AUUAAAACGUUCUAAAUCAACUAAUUAUACGAACAGCUAAAUAAUAUUAAUUCUGAAGUUAAGUAUUCACAUUCUUUGCUCUACUGUCAUUGAUAAUGAUUUGUAUUUAAAUUACAGGUCAUAAUGUAAUCUAUUGGAAAAAAAUGGGACCAAAAUCUAAGCUCAAGACAGAAACAACCUCAGAAAAUUCACCGAAGAAAAAAGCAAGUCGUUCCCUCCGGCUGGAGAAACUACGCCAAUACCAAGCCGAUCGUAUAAUAGCGGAAUCUCCGGAGCAACGAGCCGAACGUUUGCUUGCACUUAAACAAUAUCAACGAAACAGGAUCCGCCAGGAAUUGCCCGUCGAAAGGGAGGAACGACUUCAAAAGCUACGCGACGCUCAGAAACGUCGCCUGGAGAAUGAGACGCCGGAACAGCGUGAGAUCCGGCUCGCCACGCUGAGAGCAAACUAUUACAAACGGCGGGGCAAGACUUCGAAACGGAAAAAGAAGAAGAUAGCAUCGAAAACAGACAAUCUUGCGGAAAGUGAGGAUAAGACAGAAACAAAUAGCAAACCAAAACCUGGAUUGAAAAUUAAAAUACUAAAUUUAACAAAACGGGGGAAAGAAAUAGUCGAAUAAUAUUGUACCUAAGACAACUGGAAACACUGAUAUAAAUGCAUGCAUAAAUCAUAAAAAACGA
Molecule: messenger RNA, 681 nt
Organism: Armigeres subalbatus
Lineage: Eukaryota; Metazoa; Arthropoda; Insecta; Diptera; Culicidae
Product: eukaryotic translation initiation factor 3 subunit A-like
Exons: 1
Coding region: 144-620 (158 amino acids)
Source: RefSeq, a predicted model, not a curated record